Messenger RNA from Thlaspi arvense, 2359 nucleotides. NCBI's taxonomy places the organism in Eukaryota, Viridiplantae, Streptophyta, Magnoliopsida, Brassicales, Brassicaceae. The record is from the annotation of a GenBank genome assembly.
GAUUCUGGGUUGGGAGAGAUUCCAGUUUCCAAAAUAGGGAAUCUCCUCGGUGUGGCUUUUUCAAGUGAUAACAUUCAUUCUUCACCGAGGGAGGGAGAUCGGAAAAUCGGAACUCAAAAUCCAUCUCUCGCCGGAAACCAUGGAUUCGAUGGUUCGAACCCAAUAGCGGAUCCAAUAGCUUCAAAGGCCAUGGAUUUAGUCAGGGGUUUCUGGAGGAAGCACAGAAGGAAGAUUUUGGUGACGACGAGUUGUUUAGGAAGUGGGUAUUUGCUUUACAAACUAUACAAUGCCCAUACUCGUAAGCUCGCCGACUUGGAACGUGAGCUUGCCAAAGAGCGUGAAAAUGACGAAAUCAUCAAAACCCAAAUGAAGGCCCAUUUCGAGAACAUUCAGAUGAUUGCUGAUACUACGACACUGCCUCACGCGAUGCGUCACUUGAGUAGCCGCAUUGCUGAGGAGAUCGAUGUCUCUAGUAUUAUGGAGAAGCUAAGAAAAGGAAAAGGAACAUUGACUCCUCCUGAGAAGCUUCAACUCUGGACUGAGCUCAAAGUCUUGAGUUUCACGAGGAUGGUUUUGUCGCUGUGGUCAGUCACCAUGCUUAGUUUGUACAUUAGGGUUCAAGUCAACAUUUUGGGCAGACAUUUGUAUAUCGACACUGCUAGAGGUCUUUGCAGCUCCCAUUUACUUGAAGAGUUGGAUCUCAUAGAUAGAGAUGACGAACAAAAGUUUUUGACAAGUGCUGAUUAUCUUGCGACCAAUGGCAUGCCGAGUUUGAUUUCAAAUAUGAAGAGUGCGGUGAAAGAAGUUCUUAAGGGAACGCAGUUGAAGGAUGUGUUAACCACAAGAAUUCUUCAAGAAAAUGUGGUCCAGAUUCUUGAUGUGUUUAUGAGCACUGGAUGUCCACAUCACUGGGUAGAUUAUUUAAUGAUGGCUCAAGACACAACAAUGCUUCCAAGAGACACAACCACCACUGAUGUUUUCUCUUCGGAUGCAACUGUCACCAAGUUUCAUCAACUCGUAACCGAGACACGGGAAGUACUCACAAGCACUGAAUUUACAGAUGUAGCAGAGAUCGCACUCAAGUCUUGUACCGUAGCGUUAGUAGAGGAAAUGGAAAAGCAGACCGGUUUGGCCACGGGGAUGCAAUUGGCGAAGCUCGUGCCACAGAUUGAGAAGACGAUGCCGGAGAUUUCAGCUGUACCGGACAAAAACCGGUUCUUGCAACUCAUCCGAGAUUUGCCUGAAUAUUACACAUCUUAUAAUUUCCCGGGCCCUAAUAUUCCGAGGCCCAAUAUAACCGGGUCGGGUCAGGGAACCGAGGCGGUCAUGGCGACGAACAAUGGGGACGUGUUGAUGCUGGAGGCGGCGCCGGAGGCUGCAAGGCCCUGGGCGAGCGCGGCCAACGCAGAGGUUAUCGAUGCGCUUCCUUAUAUCGACGAUGACUACGGUAAUCAAAAGAUGAAGACGGAGGUCGACCGCUUGGUGGAAGAAGAGAUGCGUCGCAGCUCUAGGAAGCCGGCUGAUUUUCUCAAGGAUUUGCCUCCUCUUCCUAAGUUCGAUUUCGAGAGCUGCCCAAUACUUGGCAAAGAGUAUGAGCGUGUUCGAGCCGGGAAGCCUCCAGUGCGGAUCGAUUUUGAAUCCCGAUACAAGCUCGAAAUGCCGCCUGCUAAUAAGAAAAAUGAUGAUGCUGCCUGGAAACAGUAUCUUCAGAAGAAUCAACGGUCAUUGCAACAGAAGAUGAUCGAGCUUGAGAAUUUGGAAUUGAUGUCAAAACAUGGCCCCGAGCUUUGGAGACAGAACAACCAUCGGCUAGAAGUAUUCUUGACCAGAAUGCAAAGACUAGCUCAGGAGCAGAACGAGGAAAUUGAAAAAGUUAAUCGUGAAAGGAAGUAUCAUCAGCAAACCACAGCGCACGAGCUCAAUGCGCUAUCUCAUGAAUGGAGACAGCUCUGUGUGAAGAAUAUGGAGAUUCAAUCUGCUUGUGCCGUGCUUGAGACACAAAUCGAGUCCUUCAAAAGGGAAGCUGCUGAAAGGGAAUGGAACUUAGAAGAAAAACUAGAGAGUGCUAAGCCGCUUCAAACGCAGUGAGGCAACCGUGAUGGGGCUCUGUUGGUGCCGCCUUUACUUGCGUUUAUCAAGCUUUCUAUUAAUCUAUCAUCAUGUCUCCGUUAUAUUUUCAAAUAUUAUUUGUAGAACAAGAUAAUGAUUUUAUCAGAAACAUAUCAGGUGAAUGAUUGUCUCUGUUUAUGUGAUGAACAAAUAACAUUUUAGAAUGAUGCAGUGACCUGUUGUGUAGGUUUUUGUUAAAAGUACAUUCCCUUUCACCUUUAUUUUUCUUCCCUCCUAUAAUUCUCUCUCA